Messenger RNA from Diaporthe citri, 1227 nucleotides. RefSeq lists its product as uncharacterized. The record is from RefSeq and is a predicted model, not a curated record. Bases 1 to 1227 code for a protein of 408 amino acids. NCBI's taxonomy places the organism in Eukaryota, Fungi, Ascomycota, Sordariomycetes, Diaporthales, Diaporthaceae. The transcript is spliced from 2 exons. Gene Ontology annotation, molecular function: D-amino-acid oxidase activity; FAD binding.
AUGUCUGAACCCGAAGCACCUGGGUUCACACCCGCCGCUGAGCGAACCAGCAAGGUCACUCUCCAAGAGAGGCAGUCUCAUGUCAAGUAUGAGACGCUGGAACUCUCCACCGAUGAUGAGCCCCUGGUAAAGGGGAACGAGCAAGCCAACCCCAACGGCAAGCGCCACGUUCUCAUCCUCGGCGGCGGCGUGAGUGGUCUCCUGCCGGCCUGGAUGCUGCUCGACAAGGGCUAUCAUGUUACCAUUAUCGCCGAGCACUGGGCUUGGACCCGGGACUUUGACAAGGAAAGGGCUGGCCAGUUCAAGAGCGGCUACACUCACAUGGCUCCCAUCAUCAAUACUGACAAGGCCAUGUCUUAUCUCAUGGCGCUUGUCAAGUCCAAAGGGGCAGUCCUAGAGACGCGACCAUUCAAGGGCCUCAUUAGGGGUUUUGGCGAGAAGCUGCUCGAGGAACACAAGGCCCACGCCAUCAUCAACGCCACCGGCCUGGGAGCGAAGGAGCUGGCCGGUGAUGAUGACGUAUACCCCGUCCGCGGCGCCAUCAGGCGCAUCGGCAACACGCGCAAGGGCGAGUUCCGCCACCUCAACGACGCCUUCCUCGUCCCCGCGCAGAGAGACUUGAACGGAAACCCAACCAAGACCGUUUUCAUCGUCCCGCGCAGCGACGACGUCCUCUACGUCGGCUCGAUCAUCCAGCCCGAGGCCACAGACAAGCUCUCGCAGGACUCGAUCGAGGUCGAGGUCAUGUGGGACCGGGCGGGCGACUUUAUCCCCCGCCUGCGCCAUGCCGGGCCCGUCCCCGGCUUUCCCUUCGCCCAAGGCCUCCGGCCUUUCACCAAGAGGAAUGUCAAGGUGAGGGCCGACGACAACGUUGAAACUAAAUUUCCCCUAGUGCACAACUACGGGCACGGAGGAUCCGGCUGGACACUGGGUGUUGGCACCGCGCGAUGCGCCGUGCACAUUGUCGAGCAGUUCAUGGGGCUCAAUGCCGAAUCCCUCCUGAAGCGCUACGGCACUGGCAGGAACUCUGGUGACGUGCCCGACCCCGCGAUCAAAACCCUCAUCGAGCGGACUGCGGAGGCAAGGGACAACCUCGCAGCACUCGAGAAGGUACUAGAGAACGAUGAGGACAUCCGACUGCUCGACUAUCAGGCCAGCGUCCACAAGAAGGCAGUAGACAUCAACAAGCAGCUGUACGGAGAGGCGCCGGCGGUGGCAGCUCAUUGA